CCUCCUGAGUCCUGACUCCCCCCGAGCGCCAGUCUCUCUCUCUCUCUCUCUCUCUCUCUCUCUCCUCUCGCACGCCUCGGCGGAGCGGAGCGGAGAGCAACAAAAGCGCAAAAACCCUCGUAGAGAUCGAAACCGCCGCGGCGGGGUGGGAUCGCGUGUUCCGAUCGUGCGGAGGCCUCCCGCUCUUAUCGAGAGGCUUUCGAUCCGCUUGCGAUUUUUUUUCUGGGAUUUUUUUGGUGCAUUUUUUUCGGUUUUUUUGUUUUCCAUUUCAGGUGGCGCGUGGGGGAUCGGUGGAUUCCUGGAGUUGCUGGUUGGAUUUUGCGGUUUGGGAGAAAGGUGGUGAUUCGCUCCGUACACUGUUGAGAUUUCUCUGUGACUCUGCGUUGGUGUUGUUGCUAGUCACAAUGUCAACGUGUCCUGUGCUGAAUGACCGACCAAUUGAUGAGUGGAAGGUUACUGAAUUGAAGGAUGAGCUCCGUAGGAGGGAUCUAUCUAUUAAAGGUUUGAAGGAUGAUCUUGUGAAGAGGCUUGCUGAGGCCCUUCAGGGGGAGGUUAUUGAUGGCGGGGAAGAAACAGUCAAUGGAACUCCCCCUGUGGAGAAUCAGACACAAGACGGAGCUCUUGUUUUAGAUGAUGCAUCUGGUUUCCAGGCUUCAGCAGAACAAAAUGUUGAUGAAGGCCCUGCUGAGGUUGCUGCAAAGAAUGAAGGCCUUGUCUCUGUUAUAGAAGCUAGUACAGAGGGCGGAACUCUUGUUUUAGAUGAUGGAUCUGGUUUCCAGGCUUCAACGGAACAAAAUGUUGAUGAAGGUCCUGCUGAGGUUGCUGCAAAGAAUGAAGGCCUUGCCUCUGUUACAGAAGCUAGUACAGAGGACGGAACUCUUGUUUUAGCUGAUGCAUCUGGUAUCCAGGCUUCAACGGAACAAAAUGUUGAUGAAGGUCCUUCUGAGGUUGCUGCAAAGAAUGAAGGCCUUGUCUCUGUUACAGAAGCUAGUAAAGAUAGUGCAAUUGCUACUACAGAAGUUAGUCAGGAAGCAGUUGUUGCCGCUGCAGAGGUUAGUCCGGAGGCUCUAGUUGCUGUUACAGAGGUCAGUGAGGCCCCUCUAGUUGAUGUGGCCGGAACUAAUGAAAAUUCUCUAGGUGAUGCAGAAGCAACUAAAGAAGGUGAUCCAGAAUCUGUUCCAAGUGACAGUAAUGUGGUGAAGGAAGUAUGUUCACAUGCUGAAAUUCAUUGUGAGGUCAUUGCAGAGAAGACUCCAGACAAUGGCAGCAGCAAGAAAAUGACUGUUGAUGACAUAUCAUCUGAUGAUACCAGUACUAAUACCAAGUUGGAGGAAUCAUCUGCUAAAGGUGAACCAUGUGUCAGUAUAGGCUGUGAGAUUCUAGAACAGGAAACGAAAUCAUCACAUCUUGAUGUUAUUUUGUCACAUGCUGACGCUGUUGCAAGUGCAGAGGAAAUGAUUACAGAGAGCCUGAUUCUUAAGAAAGAUUCCAAUGAGAAUGAUUUAAUGUAUGAGAAGGACCAAAAGGAUUCUGACCACAUAAGCACUGACUGCAAACCCGAGCAGUCUGGACCAAAGGAUCAGGUAUCUGAAGUCAACCAAGAUCUAGAGUCUCAAAUUAAGUGUGUGUCAAUUUCUCCUGAUGAUAUACUAGUCAAUAAAAACGACAAUGUAGAAGGCAACAUGAACGCUGACAAUUUUGAUUUAGGACUAGAGUCUAAGCAGGAUAUUGUCAAGCCAUCAUCCAGCAAUCCCUCCUCCGUUGGUGAUGAUUUGCAGACACCAGAUGAUGACAAAGAGAUAUCUCUGAUCGACAUGUCUCUGCAAGAUACUGAUAUGAGCUUGAAAAAGAAAGAAGGCAGUCCUGAUAGUAUUUAUCCUGAAAAACUAAAUUUGGAUAGGAGUUCAGGAGAUGAAUCAAUGGAGGAGGAUGCGAUGGAAACUAAGCACAUGGAUUCCAAAACAAUACCUGAUUAUCUCGAAGGAAAGAGUGAGGUCACCUUAGAGCAUGUGAGUUCAGGAGAUGAAUCAAUGGAGGAGGAUGUGAUGGAAACUAAGCACGUGGAUUCCAAUACAAAAGUUGAACAUGUGAGUUCAGGAGAUGAAUCAAUGGAGGAGGAUGUGAUGGAAACUAAGCACGUGGAUUCCAAUACAAAACCUGAUUAUCUCGAAGGAAAGAAUGAUGUCACCUUAGAGCAUGUGGUAAAAGAGGUGAUCCUCCUUGAUACUGUCACUGAGGGUUCAUCUGUAGAUCAAAAGGAAGCUAUAAGUCAAGAGAAGCCAGUAAUGCCGACUGAAAAGAGGAAAGCUGAAGAUCAAGAAGUUGUUGCAAAUAAUGAGCCAAUCAAACGUCAGCGCCUAUGGAAUGUGGAUGAUGUCAAACCUGAGCAAGCAACUUCCAAACUAAGUGGUUCUGAUGCUUCUAAAGUUGUACACCCGCCUGCUCGAAGACGUUCUUUUGGCAGGUCUGAUUCAACAGCACGUGGAAAUUCUCCGAAGGAGAGGAUGGUACCACCGCCUCAGAAACCUGCAACAACUUCCUUGAGAAUCGAUCGAUUUGUGCGCCCGUUCACUUUGAAAGCUGUGCAAGAGCUUCUUGGUAAAACUGGAUCUGUUUGUAGCUUUUGGAUGGAUCCUAUCAAGACUCAUUGCUAUGUCACAUUCUCUUCGGUGGAGGAAGCUCUGGCUACCAGGAAUGCUGUUUACAAUCUCCAAUGGCCUCCAAACAAUGGCAGUUCCUUAGUUGCUGAAUUCGUUGAUCCACAUGAGGUGAAGGCCAAACUUGAACCCCCUCCCCCACCUCCAGCACCUAUCAACCCCACAGCAGCUACAGCACCUUCCCACCAAUCCAAGGCCAACCAAAUCAUGCCUCCUCAUGCUGCUGAUACAUCAAGGGGGCUAUUACCCACACCACCAGCACUUGCUAGGCUUCCAACCUUCAACAACGCACCAGCGAGGGAGAUGCUUCCGCCCGCUCCAAAGAACCCAGAACCACCUGUGGUGGUGACUCUUGAUGAUCUCUUUAGGAAGACACAGGCCUCUCCGAGGAUCUACUACAUGCCUGUUUCAGAAGAGGUGGUAUCUGCCAAGCUUGCAGCACGCGGCAAAGGGAAGAAGGCAGCGUAGGGUGGCUCAAAUUUGCUGCUGCUGCUGCUGCCAUGAGUGGUACAAUUUGACACUUGAAGAGGCUUUUGCAAGGGUUAGGUCUUGAGAGCCGAGAAGGUCAUUUUGGUUGUACAUACAACUAGGUGUAGUUUUCUGCAUCUCCGAAACUGUUAGCUGUUGCUCGCCCAUGCCGAUCUGGAUUGUAUGUUAAUUGUGCACCUUUUGAUCGAUGGAGACGAUGCUUACCUUCAAUGUUGAUGAACUGGGGGAAUGCAUAUGUGCUAAGUCGCAGCAUUUCCCCCCUAAACUCGUCGCGCAAACUAUUGGUUCCGUUUGUGAACCUGGCAAUGUUUUGUAAUCCGUUCUUCUGAA
Messenger RNA from Oryza sativa Japonica Group (Japanese rice), 3476 nucleotides. RefSeq lists its product as uncharacterized. The record is from RefSeq and is a predicted model, not a curated record. NCBI's taxonomy places the organism in Eukaryota, Viridiplantae, Streptophyta, Magnoliopsida, Poales, Poaceae. Gene Ontology annotation, molecular function: nucleic acid binding.